UUCAACUUUUGAGGAAUCCAUAUGCGAAUAGCUGGAUUGGAACUGGGAGGAACUUCUUGCGUAGCUUCCUUUUGUGAAGGUUCCCCUACUCAUAUCGUCAAGGAUUUUCGUGUUCCUACAACAAUACCAGCAGAAACUAUUGGAAAACUAAAGUCUUGGCUCGUCGAACAAGGACCCUUUGACGCUUUAGGAAUAGCCUGUUUCGGUCCGGUGGAUCUGAAUCGAAACAGUAAAACAUAUGGAUACAUCACUUCAACACCAAAGACGCAAUGGCGUUAUGUCGAUGUGGUUGGAGCUUUUGUUGACCUGUCCAUACCCAUCGGAUUUGAUACCGACGUCAACGCACCAGCUCUGGCAGAAAUUACUUAUGGUCCUCACAGUUAUGCUACUUCAAGUAGUUACAUCACUAUCGGUACGGGAGUGGGUGUGGGAGUGGUUGCCAAUAGAGAACCCAUUCACGGACUGAUGCAUACAGAAGGAGGCCAUGUGAUGGUAGCGAAGCUUGCAAAUGAUGACUAUCAAGGCUCUUGUGAAUUCCAUGGAGCUUGUGUAGAGGGACUGGUUAAUGCACAGGCACUCGCUGCAAGAAAACAAUUGGCUCCAGCGGAUUUGGCAAAGUUAUCCGAUGAAGAUGGCAUUUGGAGCAUCGCUGCUAAUUAUAUUGCGCAACUUUGUGCGAAUAUUACUUAUUUGCUUUCUCCAGAGUUGAUCAUCAUCGGAGGGGGAGUUCCCAAACGAAAGUGUUUACUACCACUUGUAAGACAAAAGUUUCAAGAGAUUGUCAACGGUUACUUGGAUGUGGACAAGAUAAAAUAUCACAUAGAUGAAUACAUCGUUAGUUCAGCGUUUGGUGAUCGCAUUGGAAUGAUUGGCGCCUGUGAACUCGGAAAACGUGCUCUUGAUACGGCAACUAGACAAUAAAAUCACUUGCAUAACUCAAUAGAGACUUUCUACUUCCAUAAGUGAUAGCAUUUUUCUGCGAAAAUCUUUUUGGCGCCAUAUCCACUUUGAAU
This is a messenger RNA of Galdieria sulphuraria, 1013 nucleotides long. Its product is annotated as fructokinase. The coding region runs from base 22 to 921 and encodes 299 amino acids. The transcript is spliced from 3 exons. Lineage: Eukaryota; Rhodophyta; Bangiophyceae; Galdieriales; Galdieriaceae. The record is from RefSeq and is a predicted model, not a curated record.